AUGGCUUCUCUGCCUCAACCCAAAACACCCCUUCUUACUUCAUUGUUGUUCUCAUUCUUCACCAUAAUGGCUCAUGCCAUUGUUCCUCAAAACCAAACCUUUAAUUUUGUUAAUUCAGGUGAACUUGGGCCCUUCAUAGUGGAGUAUGGUGCUGACUACAGAAUGAUAGCCAUCUUCAACUCUCCUUUCCAAGUUGGUUUCUACAACACAACACCAAAUGCCUUCACUCUGGCUUUGCGUGUGGGACUUCAACGCUCAGAGCAGCUUUUUCGUUGGGUGUGGGAAGCCAACAGAGGCAACCCAGUUGGAGAAAAUGCCACCUUUUCAUUAGGGACUAAUGGGAACCUUGUGUUGGCUGAUGCUAAUGGUAGAAUUGCUUGGCAAACCAACACUGCCAACAAGGGUGUUGUGGCCUUCAAGUUGCUUCCAAAUGGUAACAUGGUACUCAUUGAUUCCAAAGGUAAGUUCAUUUGGCAAAGUUUUGACCACCCUACGGAUACCCUCUUGGUGGGUCAGUACCUACGAGUUAAAGGGCCAUCAGAGCUUGUAAGUAGGCUUUCAGAGAAGGAAAACACAAAUGGGCCUUAUAGCUUGGUUUUGGAACCUAAAGGGCUGGCCUUGUAUUAUAAGAGCAUGAAUUCUCCAAGGCCAAUUCUCUAUUGGUUUUCAUCUGAUUGGUUCUUCAUUCAAGAAGGGUCCUUAGAAAAUGUCACACUUUCAUCUGAUUCAGAAAGUUUUGAAAUUGGAUUUGAUUACCAUGUGGCCAAUUCUUCCACUAGUGGCAAUAGAAUCAUUGGUAAGCCAGUUAAUAAUAGCACACUAACAUAUCUUAGGCUUGGAAUUGAUGGUAACAUUAGGUUUCACACUUACUUCCUUGACGUGCGUGAUGGUGUUUGGAAAGUUAGCUACACUCUCUUUGACAGAGAUUCUGAUGAAAGUGAGUGCCAAUUGCCAAGUAGAUGUAGGAAGUUUGGGCUUUGUGAGAACAACCAAUGUGUUGCUUGCCCAUUGGAGAAUGGGUUAUUUGGUUGGAGCAACAAUUGCAUAGCUAAGCCUGUUAAAUCAUGCAAGGGAAGUGAGUUCCACUACUACAAACUUGAAGGAGUUGAGCAUUACAUGAGCAAAUACACUGGAGGGGAUAGAUUAAGUGAAAGUAAAUGUGGAAACAAAUGUACCAAUGACUGCAAGUGUGUGGGAUAUUUCUACCACAGGGAUAACUCAAGGUGUUGGAUAGCUUAUGAUCUGCAAACACUCACUAGAGUUGCAAAUUCCACACAUGUGGGUUUUAUUAAGGUUCCUAAUCAGAGUAAUAAGAGAAGCCUUGGUGCUUGGUAA
Gastrolobium bilobum is the source of this 1335-nucleotide messenger RNA. RefSeq names its product epidermis-specific secreted glycoprotein EP1-like. Bases 1 to 1335 code for a protein of 444 amino acids. The record is from RefSeq and is a predicted model, not a curated record. NCBI's taxonomy places the organism in Eukaryota, Viridiplantae, Streptophyta, Magnoliopsida, Fabales, Fabaceae. The transcript has a single exon.